Spodoptera littoralis (African cotton leafworm) is the source of this 2661-nucleotide messenger RNA. Lineage: Eukaryota; Metazoa; Arthropoda; Insecta; Lepidoptera; Noctuidae. The record is from the annotation of a GenBank genome assembly.
GUGCUUUCGUAAAACAAUAAAUUAUUAGUUGACUUUCGUAUGACUAUAGUGCAUUGACCCGUGAAGUGAGUUUGUAGCAAAGAGUACCUAAAAUUAUUAAAUACUUAGGGUUGACAUGACAUUUUUCUCAGUUGCUUUGAUUUGUCAAAUUCAAAUGUUUACACGUUAAUAAUGGCGAAUAAUAAUAGUGUAUAAAUAUUUAGGAUUUUUCCGGCAAUUAUAUCGUAUUUUGGUGCUUAUACUCUUAUUUAUUGUGAAUCUUAUACAAAGGGAAUUGAAAUGGAGACGUGUGUGAGAGGAUUUUCUUUUAUGGCCGAAAACAAAGUUGACAUGGUGGACUUGCAGUUCAUAGAAGGCGGUGAGUUAGAGAGGGCGUGGCGAAGCAACCGGAGGGAACGAAUGAAACAGCGCGAACAGAAAAUAUGGGACAAAUUCGUGGAGGAACAAGAUGUGGUCAAAGGAGUUUGUACUGAUGACCCGUACCAGUUUUUGGAUCAGUUGCCAGAAUCCUGUUUGAAGGAGAUAAUGGAUAACGAACGCCAGAGAAUACCUAAAGCAAAAUCUGUCGAGGAGAUAAAAGUUAAGGAGCUUCCACAGCCCAGUACUGGUAACCAUCCUUCUGGAGACGACGGCCAGCACACGUGUGUGGUCACCUUCGCUGACGACAUCGAAAAGGACGAAUGCGAUAUGUUCCACAUCUUCGAUGAUGACCAGUCAGGACUUGAAGAAGAAGUCCUGAAUGAACCCAUGAGCCCGGAGACUGUGAGAGAUAAUCAAGUGGAACACUCCCCUCAGCCCACGGAGAGACAUAUCACCCUUGAAAAAACGUCAAGUAAGUCAUCUGAGAAUGUAACGCACAUGAUUGAGAGCAGUAUCUACUGCGCCAAGGUGAAGGACCUUAGGAUGAAGAUUAACGAAGAGCUAAUAUCUUUAAUGACUACGCUAGAUCGUCGCGAUAUACUCACUUCAGAACCGGAUGACAUCAUGCGCAUGGUGAAGAGAUCUGCAGAGUUCUGCGGCCGCUUCAACAGGAUCUACAUGUAUCAGCUGCAGCGACAGGUACAUGACAUCAAACGCAACAACAGCGUCUCGUUGCCAUUCGCAAAGCACACACAGUUCCAGUCGCAGAUGGUUAGGAUCGUGUCUCUGCACCAGAACAUGUUGCAGUCUUUCCAGGUGUUCCACAAAUCAGUAUCACAGACGUGUUGUGUCCGCGAGAGUGCGAGUGCGCUGGGCUCACUGAUUGCGUGCGUGCGCGACUCCACGCACAUGUGCCUCAACGUGCCGCCGCCCAAGGACUUCACUGCCGCCCUCGACUUGUACAAGGAUGACCUGAUAAUGACGUGCGAUAAAGUCGACGAGUUCGUCGGCGAGUACGCAAUCCGAUGUGAGGAGUUUCUUAACAGUUUCGUUAAUGUGAAUACGAAUACAAGAAAGGCACCAAAGAAGCAAAUGAAGAAACGGAGCAUCGGAAAUUGGAACAAAAGUUCAGUGAAGAAUGACACCGAAGCUCGACUAUCGAUGUAUUCCUUGGAUACUCUGCGACUGAACUUACAUCCCAAGUCUACGAGCUUAAAGGAUAACCAACCCAGCACGGUUAAAAAUCGUGUCGCUAAAGAACCAGCCCCUCCCAACUGCAAGCGUGGUCAAACUCAAAGCGAAAAACCCGCAGAGACAGCCAAGGGCCUUAAAAAUAGGUCCCGUCGGCCACUCAUGCGCGACCCUCAUGCUGGACGACCAAGAGCACCAAAGCCAAUUCGCGAAAACGAUAUACGCACUAUGGUCGAAGCUGUUGAAACAUGUGCAUCGAGCCACAUUAGUCGCGAGGCGAGUCCUCGUCCUUUGGGCACAGUGCAGGGCUGCCUGCGACGGAAGGCUGGCACCCCGCGCCGGCCCAUGCAUACACCCUGCACGCUCACUCCACUGGGGCCACUCACUCCACUUAGAACAUACUCACCACUCAGAAGCCCAUCACCACUUAGAAGUCACUCACCACUCAGAGCUGCAUCACCGCUAAGACCUAACUCGCCAUUUGGUCCUCUUAUGCCCCUCACGCCUCGUACGCCUCACACGCCACUGGCGUUGCAAGCACGUCACACUCCACGAGUGAACCACGCCGGCCCGCCGUAUCAUACGCCGCGCAAUACGCAUGAUCCGCAUAAACCCAAGGUCCAGCCAUCGCCGAGGAUCAAAAAACGUCCAGAGGAGAAACCGAAGCGUCCUCUUAACUUCACCACCACAGUGAAAGAGGCCGCUAGUGGGACAAGAACCGACCUUGAAUCUGUAGACAUGAUGACCCCAGUCUGCAAGAUACAGUGCGCCAUGAAGAAGAACUUGGAACUUGAAGAGACGAAGCAAAGUGCCAGAGAACAGUCUAUAAAGAAGUCGCCGAGUAGGCAUCCAGUGGAUCCGAAUGAGAAGAAAAAGCCGUUACAGGGUUUCCCUGAUACUCCUCGAUUAGUCCCUGGGCUAAAACUACAUGGUUCUCCAAAGAGAGAUGGCGAGGACCCUGCCAAGUAUGGAGAAUGCAGCAAAACUGAUAAAGAGGCGUCACCCGCACCACAAAGGGAGCCGUCGAGUGACAAGAAGGAUAGGAGUAAGCAUUCUAAUGUUUGCAUUCUAAAAGAUCGUAAACUUGUUGAAACAUUGCUUGUAAAAUGA